AUGGAGGCGCUGCUGGGCGGCGCCGUCCGCAAGGCCGCCGGCGGCGCCGGCGGGACGCGCGUGCUGCACCGCUGGACGUCCGAGGAGCACGCGCGGCUCGAGGCCCUUGUUCGGCAGUACGGCACCGAGCGCAACUGGGCGCUCAUCGCGGAGGGCAUCCGCGGGCGCAGCGGCAAGCAGUGCCGCGAGCGGUGGCUCAACCACAUGCGGGAGGGUAUCAUCAAGGGUAACUGGCUGCCUGAUGAGGAGUUCCACCUGGCGCUCUGCCACGCCCUGGUUGGCAACCAGUGGUCGCAGCACUGCACCCGCCUCCGCGGCCGCACCGAGAACUCCAUCAAGAACUACUGGAACGCGACGCUGCGGUCCAAGCAGGGCAGCAAGCGGCGCGGGUUCCUGUGGUGCUACAUCGACAAGAUCAGGGGCGCACUGGACAACGAGGGGCUCAGGCACCGCGCCUUUGGGGACACGGUGCACGGGGUGCACCUGCACAAUACGGGCUGGCUGCCCGCCUGGCUGCGCGCCCGCAUCGCCAGCGGCGACCUGGCGGUGCCGCAGCCCGGCGACGCCCUUGGCGCUCGCGGCUGGAAGCGCCUGAUUGACAAGGAGCUCGCGUUCCUCCGUGACAAGGACGGCGCCGCCUCUGCGACCACCGACAUCCCCUUUCCAAACCCGUCCUCGCGCUCGGGCGCGGGGGGCGGCGCCGCGGGGGGCGGCGGGGCGGCGCUGCUGGCGCGGCCGCGGGAUCGGGAGCGCGAGCGGGCGUCGGGGCGGCGGGAGCAGCAGCUUCAGGAGCAGCAGCUGCGGCAGCGGCAGCAAAAGCAGCAGCAGCGGCGGCAGCAGCAAGGAGGGCAGCAGCAAGAAGAGCAGCAGCAGCAGCAGCAGCAGCAGCAGCAGCAGCAGCAGCAGGAGCAGGAGCAGCAGCAACAGCCGCAGCAGCACUGGGUGCUGGAGCCAGAGCAAAUCCUGCAGCUGCAUCGUCACCAGCAGCAACAGCAACAGCAGCAGCAGCAGCAGCAGCAGCAGCAGCAGCAGCAGCAGCAGCAGCAGCAGCACCUGCAGCACCUGCAGUUUUACCAAAUCACCACAGGCGCCUCCGGGGCUCAUGGUUACCCAGACUCGCACGCUGCCGCCCCUGCCGCCGGCCUGCAUCUCAUGUGCAGCGCAGAGCUUGCGGACGUGAUGCUGAUGGGGGACAUGGAUGACGAUGCGUAUGGCUGCGAGGACGGGGAUGACGAAGACGAUGACGGUGAUGACGCUGAUGAUGAGGCGGGUUGCGGCGAUGUGAAGGUCAGGCCCGAGCUGCUCCUGCAGCAGCAACUGGGCACGCUCCGGCCCCACUACGCCAGCCAGCCGUGCGGGGCCGCCAUCACCGAGGGGAGGCCCGCCCUGGACGCCGCGGAGGCCGCCACGGCCUCGGUCCCCGGACUGCCGCGCCUCGUCGUGACCGCGCAGCAGCCCGGUUGGUGGGGCUCGGCGGGCGGCGGCGCGUUCGCGGCGGCCGUUGCGGCGGCGGCGGCCGCGGCGCCCGCAUCCAGCGCCGACGGCGAGCGCACGCCGGCGCUGUCGCGGGACCCGAGCUUCUGCGGUUCUGUGGGGUCGGCGGGCGGCGCCGCCCCCAUCAUGGCGCGCCUCCGCCUCGCCAGCGCCAGCCCUGCGCCCCACUCGCCGCUCGCGCAGCCCCAGCCGGGUGCUAACCCGUUUGCGCCUUCCGCCGCUGUUGCCGGCGGCAGCGGCCAGGCGCACGCGGGCUUGGUCCUACCAGCGGUUGGCCUGCCGAGGGUGUACCAGCCAUCUUUGCUGUCGUCAGCCGCCUCUUAUGGCAGUGAAUACUCGGCGGCGAGCGCGAUCCACGGCGGCGGCCGGCACGCGCAGGGCCAGGGGCCCCCGCCGCCAGGGGCUCUGUCAGGCAGCCCCACAAUCAGCACCGAGGUGCCUGGCGGGGCGAUGCUCUUUGCCGGCGUGCAGCAGCAGCAGCAACAGCACCACCUUCUGUUCCAGCAGCAGCAGCAGCAGCAGCAGCAGCAGCAGCAGCAGCAGCAGCAGGAUGGCAGCCGCGGCAGUACGCCGGACUGCCGCGCUGCCACCGUGUGCUCCUCGCCUUUUGGCUCGCCCCACGCGCAGAGCAGGGGCGCGUUUGAUUCCGCCUGGACGCCCGCGAGCAGCAGCGCUGCAGCAACCAGACUGGCAGACCCAACGCUGCCCAUGUCACAAGCUGCACAGCCCGUGCUCAGCCGGUUUGCAGCUGGGCGUGGUGGUUAUGCGUGCCAGCAAGCCCCAGGAGCAGCCGAGGUCUUUGAUCCUUAUGCCCCUGCACCGGCGCCCCAUCUGCUGCCGCAGCAGCACCAAUACCUCUACCACCAUUCGCAGCACUAUCAGGCGCCGCCCUCACUGAUGCAGCAGCAGCAGCAGCAGCAGCAGCACCAGCAGCCGCUGCAGCAGCCGCUGCAGCAGCAGCAGCAGCAGCAGCUGCUGCAACCAUCGCAGCAGCUGCAGCAACCAUCGCAGCAGCAGCAACCAUUGCAGCCGCAGCAGCAGCAGCAGCAGCAGCAGCAGCAGCAGCAGCAGCAGCAGCAGCAGCAGCAGCAGCAGCAGCAGCAGCAACAGCACGCUUUGCCGUCCCUCACCCGAACCGAGCCAAGCGCAGACGCGAUGCUCCCUCCGCCGCGCGUCGUGUUGAUGCAAUACGCUGCUACCGGUGGUGAGGGCCGGCAGGGCGCUCAGCGAGGUGUUCCAGAGGGCGCUGCUGCACUGCUGCCCAACCCCACACGCGCGUCCUGCUGCGGCAGCAUCGGCAGCGGCGACGCCGGCGUCCCGGGAAGCGCGGGUGUCAGGAGCAGCGGCGGCGGCGGGGUCGUCGGCGGCGGCUCGCUCAGCGCGAGCCUCGGCCUGCUGAGCAGCGGCAGCCUGCCGAGCAUGCUGCGCGGCGACAGCGUGCUCCUGCUGGACGGCGCCCCCGGCCGCACAUCCCCCUCACUGUCCGGCCCCCGCGGCCCGUCGCCGGGGACUGGCGCCGUGGGGCGGACGGCUGCGGUCGGGGGCGCGCCUGCCUUGGGCGUCCACGGCGGGCACGUCAUGAUGGGCAGCGCGGCGUCUGCAGACCUGACGGACGCUAUCUGCAGGCUGGUGGGCGGCGACAGCAUGCGCGAGGGUAUGAUGAUGGAUGCGGUGCUUGAGGAUGUCCUGGCGUCGCCCUGA
This is a messenger RNA of Monoraphidium neglectum, 3195 nucleotides long. Its product is annotated as Myb-related protein A. NCBI's taxonomy places the organism in Eukaryota, Viridiplantae, Chlorophyta, Chlorophyceae, Sphaeropleales, Selenastraceae. The record is from RefSeq and is a predicted model, not a curated record. Gene Ontology annotation, molecular function: DNA-binding transcription factor activity, RNA polymerase II-specific; RNA polymerase II cis-regulatory region sequence-specific DNA binding. Gene Ontology annotation, biological process: regulation of DNA-templated transcription. Bases 1 to 3195 code for a protein of 1064 amino acids. Gene Ontology annotation, cellular component: nucleus. The transcript has 4 exons.